AUGUACAAGAACCAGCUUCAAGAGCUGGCGCAGAGGAGCUGCUUCAAUCUUCCUUCAUACACUUGUAUCCGAGAAGGUCCCGAUCACGCGCCGAGGUUUAAAGCUACCGUUAACUUUAACGGCGAGAUCUUCGAGAGUCCUCAGUACUGUUCGACUCUCCGUCAAGCUGAACAUUCCGCUGCCGAAGUAGCGCUCAAUUCGCUUUCGCACCGCGGUCCUUCUCACUCACUCGCCGCUAAGAUCCUUGAUGAGACUGGAGUCUACAAGAACCUCUUACAGGAAAUUGCACAGCGAGUAGGGGCUCCAUUGCCUCAGUACACAACAUUCAGAUCAGGCCUAGGACAUUUACCUGUUUUUACUGGGAUAGUAGAAUUAGCUGGAAUCACAUUUACCGGUGAACCUGCCAAGAAUAAGAAACAAGCAGAGAAAAAUGCAGCUAUGGCAGCCUGGUCAUCUUUAAAGCAAUUGGCAAAAGAGAGUGCUAGCUCUUCUACUGAACCUGAGAACAAUGAUGAAUUAGAACAGAUCACUAUAGCUCGGGCUUUGCUGAACUACCGUUUGAAGGAAAAGAUGUCAAUGUCUAACCGAAAUGCACCGAUUCCCUUCCAGAAGAAGUUUCAGAUUCAAAAUCUCAGGCCAACUAGUUCUCAACCUCCUGCCACCACAUCAAAGAUCCUUCCUCUAAUUUGCCCAAAGACAGGACCUCGAAACAAACCUUCAUCAGCAACAUCAAAUGAAAAUCCUCGAAGCAGGCAUCCGCUAACAACAGCAACCAGUGACAAGUCCAUUGUGCAGCCGCCACAAUCUUAUGUACUAGAAAACUGGAUGACCCGUCCUCUGAGGUUCCCUGCAGCAGGAGCAGCACCUUAUGUUCCCAUUCGACAAAUGAGACCACCUUGCCAUGGGAUUGCACCUCCAGUGGCUAUGAGGACGGUAGUACCCGUGUUCUCUGCACCACCUCGUCCACCACCUGCCUCAGUUCAUCAGGUUAUACGGGCUCCGCCUGUACGAGUUGCUCCUCCGGUAAGUAUUCGGCAAGCUAUUCCUGUAUAUGCUGUCCCUCCACCAAGAAAAGAUGAAUCUCCCCCCAUCCAAAAUGAUCUACCUGCCCCUGCCGAACAAGAUAAGCUUCCAGCUAAAAUUCUAGAGACGGACAAGACUGAGAAGUACCCACCACAACCAGAGACUUUGCAGAGUUUGGAGCAGCUAAAAAUUUGA
Molecule: messenger RNA, 1218 nt
Organism: Vicia faba (fava bean)
Lineage: Eukaryota; Viridiplantae; Streptophyta; Magnoliopsida; Fabales; Fabaceae
Source: the annotation of a GenBank genome assembly